AUGUCACAUUUUUGCGCUGGACGUAUUUUCUUCUUGACUAGUUUCAUAGUUUCACAAGUAUGGUCCUUGGGAAUCCCUAGUACAUUUACACAAGAGAUUUCAGGCAAUCAUGAGCUUACCAGGAGAAACAAUAGUGGUGGGGGAUUUGUUCCUAAACCAUAUGAAGAUUUCCAAAUAUCCGAUGGAAUUGCUGGAGAUUCACUUGAAAAAUCUAUCAAAGUCUUUAUGGAACCAUUUGGCCUCAGUUUAUCAUCAGAUUUAGAAAUCGGACCAACAGAUCGAUUGAAAUCUAUUUCUCAGAAUGAUUUAAAACAAUUGAAGAUCAUGGCUAGGGCUGCAAGUGAGAAUGAAAACUCUGGAUUUGUACCGGCACUCAAUAAAGCAGCUAAAGACCCAAAGAAACAUGAUGAGCUUUUUGUAGGAUUGAUUGCCAACAAAGUAUUAAAAUUAAUCGGUCAACAGACAUACUUGGCUAUCGAUUUUGCUCAAGGUAAAGCAGAUAGAAGACAAAAGCUUGACGAGGAAAAAAAGAAAUUAAAGAAAAAUAUCGAACUUGAUAAACAAAACAAAGGGAAAAAAAUGGUCUCUUACCUUCAUCAAGAUUAG
Molecule: messenger RNA, 606 nt
Organism: Melampsora larici-populina 98AG31
Lineage: Eukaryota; Fungi; Basidiomycota; Pucciniomycetes; Pucciniales; Melampsoraceae
Exons: 7
Coding region: 1-606 (201 amino acids)
Source: RefSeq, a predicted model, not a curated record